CUUCACGAGUAGUGUGGCGUAGAUCUCGCCUUUGUGAUUUUCUUUUUUUCCUUUGGACUUAUGAGAACAUGCCACGCAAAAAGCCUUUCAGUAACAAACAGAAGAAAAAGCAGCUGCAGGUGAAACGCGGGAAGAAGAGAGGAGAAACUGGUUCAAGUCACUCCAGCAGGAAUGGUAGUGUGGAGAGAGGCAGAGACAGGCAGUCAGACGCAUCAGACAGCGAGACGACAGACAUCAAGAUGAUAAACCACCAGCCUGGCACCAGCGAUGGGCAAUAUGACCCCAACAAAUAUCAUUUGCACUUUGAGAAGGAGAGCAAAGAGGAGGUGGAGAGGAGGAAGAAAAUAGCAAUGCAGAAAAUCCUAAAGCCCGUGCCGGAGAGGGAACUAGAGAUUGACAUAAACAACAUCUACCCGGAGGACAAAGGCCUCAAUUUCCCACGACGGCCCUCAUGGCAUUAUGAUAUGCAGAGAGAGGCGCUGCUGCGGAAAGAGGAGAAAUCAUUUCAGGAGUAUCUGCAGGCUCUUUACUCCAAGAACCCCCGUGGUACCCUCAGCCACUUUGAGCACAAUCUGGAGACAUGGAGGCAGCUGUGGAGAGUAAUGGAGAUGUCUGAUGUCAUUCUGCUCAUAGUGGACAUAAGACACCCAGUACUACAGUUUUCUCCUGCUCUGUACCACUACUUCACAGACGAGUUAAAGAAACACAUCAUUCUAGUUCUCAAUAAAGUGGACUUGUGCCCUCCCCCCCUAGUGUUGGCAUGGAAACACUACCUGACCAAACAGUUCCCCAACCUGCACUGUAUCUGCUUUACCUCACACCCAGGACAACCCUACAGCACCAUUCUACAGAAGAAGAGAAUGAGAAAGAACGCUGGAUGGAGCAAGGCAGGAGGACCAAUCCACAUCCUGAGGGCAUGUCAGGAGAUCACAGCAGGAAGAGUGGAUUUAAGUAGCUGGGAGAAAAAGAUCCAGAAGGAUGCUGUUGCCAUGGGAACUGAUGGGGAUCACACUGUGGAUGGGUUGGAAUCCGUGUUGGUGGAGCAUCAUAGUGACGUUGCCAUGGAAAUGAACAGCCCUACACAAGAACUUUAUAAAGAUGGGGUUCUCACAAUAGGCUGCAUAGGUUUUCCUAAUGUAGGCAAAUCUUCUGUGCUGAACAGUCUGGUUGGACGGAAGGUCGUGAGUGUAUCUCGGACCCCCGGCCACACAAAAUAUUUUCAAACUUACUACCUCACCCCUACUGUUAAACUAUGUGACUGUCCUGGACUUGUUUUCCCCUCCCAAGUGGACAAGCAACUACAGAUCCUGUCUGGUAUAUAUCCAGUGUCCCAGCUGCAGGAGCCUUAUAGUACUGUAGGAUACCUGUGUGAACGGGUCAACUGCCUCUCCUUAUUGAAACUGACACAUCAAGACCCGAGCCCCAAAACACUACACAACCCUGAUAUACAGGAAUGGACCGCAUGGGACAUAUGUGAAGCAUGGGCUCAGAGGAGAGGGUAUAAGACUGCUAAGGCGGCCCGCAAUGAUGUCUAUCGAGCAGCCAACAGUCUCCUGCGGUUAGCCAACGAUGGGCGACUCUGUCUCUGCAUGCGACCACCAGGAUAUUCUCAAAGCAAAGAUGAAUGGGAAUCCCACCCAGACUUGGCUGAGAUCAUCGCUCUGCAAGGAAGAAAGGAUGAAGAGGAGGAGGGCAGGGAGAAGGAGGACGAGGACAGUGAGUCCAGCUCAGAGUUGGAGGAAGAGAAUGAUCGAGACGCUGAUGACGAUGAGGACGCUGAUGGAGAUGAUGAAGAUGAUACUGUUAAAGCGGACAGGAGGGGUCUCACUCUUAAUAUGUUCAGUGUGCUGGGUGAGAAUGAAUGCGAGUGAGGGAUAAGUUCUGUUUUAUACUACAUUCCUGUUCCCUUCCUUUACAAUCUCUAUCUAUUACCCUGUAAUCUCUUUAUGACCAUCUUAUUUCAAUUUGCAGUGUCAAUCAAGUGACUUUAUGAUGUUUAUUUUUUAUAUGACACUCCUUGCUCGCUUCUUCAGACCAUCUUAUAAACACACGAAAAAUCUCUGUUCUUUACAUAAAUAUGCCUUGUUUGUGCUGUAGUAUAAAGCAGAUUUUGUGUUGUGUUUCAACAUUUCUUGUUUUUCAACAUGCUUUCAUUUAUAAUCAUCAGAACGUUAUAAUGCUUCAACACAUUUUCACUUCUGCAUGCAGUCUGUUUUCCUUUCUGAGAGGGCACCCAUUCAACCCGUGAUUGUACAAUCAGUGAAGCUAACUAAGCAUUGAAUAUAACAAUCAAUGAUUUAUUAGUAAUUUCAGCUGUGAUGCCAAAGGUCAGGUGAGAUCAAAAGGAAUUGAAAGGGUUUGACCUCUGACUAAGUUUCAAUAAGAAGGCAUUGCAAAAUGAAUUUUAACCUCAUUCUCAGCACAGCAAACGUCUGCAUGCAGGGCAGAACCAGCUCUCUUGAUCAAAGAGAGAGAGAGAGAGAGUUAUUUAGAUAAAUAGAAUUUAUGGAAACUAAAAGCACUUUCUAAGCAGGAGCGAGCAACAAGAAAACUUUAUUUUUCGAGCAGAUUUAUUUAUAAGGUGGGAUAUGAAGUGAGGUUUUUGUUUGGACUUGCAGUGGGAGUGAAUUUGUGCCACAAAAUGUUUUAGACUAUGCAAUGUUUAAAAAGAUAUCUUAAGAGCGGAUACAUUUGUUCCAGUUUCUAGACAGGUGACGUUGUAUUACACAUUUCACAUACACUAACAUUGAUGUGAUUUGGGGGACAUGCAUGUCCUUGGACUUAAGGUGCACCGUAAAGAAUGAAACUGAAGGACUGGAGUAAGAUAAUUUAUGCACUUUUGCUGUAGGACUCAAGGGUGCUGGUUUCAGCUAUUCAGCUUCCAGUCCUACAUGCCCCUGUGGAGGGAUUUCAUUUGGUCGCGUUUCUGUUUGUGUGGGUGUGAAUCAUCCUUUCUUUUUUGAGAAGUUAUUAAACAUGACAGAAGCCCUCUGCAAUAAAAAUGAACUCUGAUGAA
Messenger RNA from Triplophysa dalaica, 3016 nucleotides. It is a transcript of the gene gnl1, whose product is annotated as guanine nucleotide binding protein-like 1. Bases 69 to 1871 code for a protein of 600 amino acids. Lineage: Eukaryota; Metazoa; Chordata; Actinopteri; Cypriniformes; Nemacheilidae. Gene Ontology annotation, molecular function: GTP binding; GTPase activity. The transcript is spliced from 12 exons. The record is from RefSeq and is a predicted model, not a curated record.